UAUAGGACCAAUGUCGUUCGGAUACUCCUAAGGCCGCCGUGGGGGAUUGUGGUAUUGGCCACGGGCUACCUGUGACUGCGAUUCUAAAUAGAUGUGGAGAACUGAAGAGAUAGCAUAUACCCCUCGCCGAAGAACCCCUCAACUCAACACAGUAACACAGACCGGACAAGCACAAGGACAAGGACAAGCCAACUCGAAAUGUCCUCCCAAAAACAGACACCAUCGGAACAGCCAUACAACGAAACACAGUCUUUAACCCCAAUCCCCGCCCACCUAAACCCCCAGACCUACCCACGAACGCUCCAGGACGCCACGAAAAACAUUCACCUAGAACUCACCUAUGACGUACUAGACCCUACAAAAACACUAUCCCAGAUAUCCUCCCCAUCAGCAGGUGCCAAUAUCCUUUUCGUCGGCACAACGCGCAACAGCUUUGAAGGCCGACCUGUCAAACUCCUUAGCUACACGAGCUAUGCGCCGCUGGCGCUGAAGACACUGCUCCGGAUCGCGGAGGACGCGGUAUCCAAGUUUGGGUUGCUGGGAAUUAGCAUUUCACAUCGGUUGGGGGUUGUGCCGGUUUGUGAGGCUUCGAUUGUGGUGGGUGUUAGUUCGGAGCAUCGUGGGCCUGGGUGGAGGGCUGGGGAGGAGGUUUUGGAGGUUGUUAAGGAGAAGGUGGAGAUUUGGAAGAAGGAGGUCUUUGAAGGUAGGGAUGGAGAUGGAAACGGAGAUUGGAAUGGCGAAGGUGAAGGUGAGAAAGGUGUGUGGAGAGCGAACCGGGAUAGAGAUGCUCAUGGUCGGUUGGUUUUGCAGAGAAUAACAUAGCUGCAGAGACAGGGGCAGGAGGGCAGAGCGCACCGGGUUACUGCUAUAGAGUAUAAACACACAUCUUCCAU
Messenger RNA from Monascus purpureus, 893 nucleotides. The record is from the annotation of a GenBank genome assembly. Lineage: Eukaryota; Fungi; Ascomycota; Eurotiomycetes; Eurotiales; Aspergillaceae.